AGUCAGGAAACACUCUGAGUACCUUGAGGGGUUUCCAUAUCUGGACCUUGCCUUCGCCAUCCCCAUAAAAUAAGGAAGUGGAGGUGGAAAAGUUGGGUGUCUAUGGUUAAAUGGGAUGUGCUUUGGGGUUAUUCAGGCCACUCAGCAAUCCUCUGAGCACUUCUGAGACAGCCCAGCUGGGCUUCAGGACAUCAUGUACUUCUGUAGUAACACCCAGGAAAAGCCAAGGAGAAAUGCUUCUCUGCUCUACCCGAGACCUCCAGUUUCCAGCGGUUUAGGGGUUAUGAAUCAUGCCACGGGGGUUAUAGGUCAUGCCCCAUCAAAUCUUCCAAACACUUGACCACUCAGAGCGUCAGCACUGUGGGCUCCGCCGCAAAAAAUGGUCUGGGGAUUUCCCAUUUCUGGCCCAGCCUGAGAGUCACUGGACUGUGGUGAGGUGUUUGAGACGGAAAACCGAUCAGGCGCUCUGGGGGCUGAGUAUGGCUGGGUCACAUAUUGGGCUCUGGGGUGUCAGACUAAGGGGACAAUAAGAGGUAAGUACAACCUUAGAUGCUUUCCCAGCCAUAUUCUGACCCUUCUUUUAAGAAGAGUGCUUCUGUUUCUUCUCCAUGAAAGCACUUCUUCUGUUUUUUCUUCUAUGCUUUAAUAGAAACCCAGAAAAUAUUUCCAAGGACAGAGGAUCUUUAUCUUGACUGUCUUACACUGUUGCUAUUGGCAGUGGUAUCAAAGACAGGCACAUGUCCUCCCACUCACAGUUUAUAAGAGUAAACACUAGUAUUACCACACCCUGCUGAUCCCUGCCUGGUUGGCCAGGUAAGCUGAAUAAUGUAACAAUAAUCAUAUUUGUUGUUGUUUAGUUGCUAAGUUGUGUCCGACUCUUUUGUGACCCCAUGGACUGUAGCCUGCCAGGCUCCUCUGUCCACAGGAUUUCCUGGGCAAGAAUACUGGAGUGGGUUACCAGUUCCUUCUCAGAGGAUCUUCCUGAUCCAGGGAUCAAACAUGCAUCUCCUGCAUUGGCAGCGGAUUCUUUACCACUGAGCCACCUGACAUUUACUGAGCGCUUGCUAUUAGCCAGAGUGAAGCAGCAUGGAAGCCACCAGCCAGAUCCCCAUGGAAGUUGUGCUCCCCAAGCACAUCCUGGACAUCUGGGUCAUUGUCCUCAUCAUCCUGGCCACCAUUGUCAUCAUGACCUCCUUGCUGCUGUGCCCGGCCACCGCGGUCAUCAUCUAUCGCAUGCGAUCCCAUCCCGUCCUGAAUGGGGCCGUCUGAGAACCUCCCAGGAGGGGCGGGUGAGGGGUGAGGACAGCCUCCUGGCCCCCAGCAUCUUCCCCUUUCCCAGAAAAGCAGCCGGGGGACUUGGCAGUGUGGACUCUGGAGCUCGAUAUGUGAGGAGGCCUGAGUUCUGGCUUCGAUUCUGCCACUGGCCAGUGGUGAGAGCUCGGUCCAGGGACCUAAUUCCAUGAGUUCCAGGUUCCAUAUGUUCCAAACGGGGAUUACGCUCCCUGCCGUCCUACCUCAUGGGGUUGUGAGAACCCAUGACCUGGUGGAGGUUAAAGCUUGUUAGUGAGCAGGUUCACAGGUGUUAACUGUUGGAUGUUGAUAAGCUUUGAAGAACCACAGACCCUUAUUACUGAUGAGAGCCUUCAAGGUGGUGAGGGAGACACUGGGGCGGAGCAGCCUUGCCAGUGACCCUCAGGUGAAAUGAAGCAAAAGCACCCGUCCUCAUUCCAAGGGACCAACAGCAUGUGGCUCAAUGUUAUUUUCUUUGAGGUGCCACUCCCUCGAGUUUUCUCAUUUGGGAGGCAAUUAAGUGUGGCAGGGGGAGGGAGAUGGGUGGAUCUUCCCAGGACACCAGAAGCUCUGCCCCUGUGAAAUCUGGAGGGGGCUUGACCAUUUUUUGGCAAUGACAAGGGAUCUGGGGUGAUGGACUUCAUUCUGCAUUAGAGUCCCAAAGCUUUGACACUCAAGCAGUGUUGGCAAAUGCAGAGUGGCUGAGUUCCCUGGCCAGCUUUCAGGAACUCAGCCCCUAUCCCCUGUGAGCCCCUCUGCCCCAGCUCCUGCAUAACACAUACUCACUUCAUUCCCUCCUACCAACACUACAACCAUUCCAAGGUAUAGACUUAUAUUUUAAGAGAUGUUCCCAGGAAUUUGAAACUAACUCAAACAGCAAUGUUUAUUUUUAAUGCUAUGAUUUAUAUUUAUAUGUAUAGAGAGAUUUCUGGACUACUUAAGCUUUUUGGCCAAAACCAGGAGCAUCUGGAGAUUGGUUAAAUUAUGUAAGAAGAUAGCACAGGCUAUCAGGAUAUUAUUGUGUGAAAAUGAUGCUUUUACUUUGAUCUGACUUCAUUGAUGUACACAAUUAAUUUCCAAUAAAGUGCUAGAAUGAG
Cervus elaphus (red deer) is the source of this 2387-nucleotide messenger RNA. RefSeq names its product small integral membrane protein 3 (gene SMIM3). NCBI's taxonomy places the organism in Eukaryota, Metazoa, Chordata, Mammalia, Artiodactyla, Cervidae. The coding region runs from base 1087 to 1269 and encodes 60 amino acids. The transcript is spliced from 2 exons. The record is from RefSeq and is a predicted model, not a curated record.